This is a messenger RNA of Pieris brassicae (large cabbage white), 1585 nucleotides long. Its product is annotated as ionotropic receptor 75a-like. Gene Ontology annotation, cellular component: membrane. The coding region runs from base 69 to 1490 and encodes 473 amino acids. Gene Ontology annotation, molecular function: ligand-gated monoatomic ion channel activity. The transcript is spliced from 9 exons. The record is from RefSeq and is a predicted model, not a curated record. Lineage: Eukaryota; Metazoa; Arthropoda; Insecta; Lepidoptera; Pieridae.
UCAUCGAACAAGUUGAGCAACUGGAAAGUUACAAUUUUUUGUUCGACUCUAAUGUUAUUGUUGCUGAAAUGAAAGAAAAUGUAUAUACCUUGUUUAUUGUUUACAAAACACAUAAGCACGGCCCGCUUAUAAAAGAAUCGUAUGGUACCUGGACAGCGUCAAAUGGCUUAAAUAAAACUAGGGAAAUUGAUACACCAGCUUCAAUACGACGCAAAAAUCUUAUGGGCCUACCCCUAGCGGCUUCAAUUGUUAUAAGUGAUAAUAGAACAAAGAACGAAAUUAUGACUUUAAGGAACAUCUUCGUGGAUACAGUAGCAAAAUCGGGGUACCGUCAAAUUUGUCCACUGUACGACUUCUUGAACGCCUCUAUGGUUAUCAUGUAUACUGAUACUUGGGGAUAUCAAACUAAUGGGACAUUUAACGGAAUGGUCGGAGAUUUGGUUCUAGGAAAAGCAGAACUUGCUGGUACAAUGAUAUUCAUAACAAAAUCGCGGCUGGAUGUACUAGAAUAUUUGGCCUACCCAUCGCCACCCACUACCAAAUUCGUAUUUCGUCAGCCCUCUUUGUCCUAUCAAAACAAUCUUUUUAUAUUACCGUUCAGGCCCAAAGUAUGGUUAUGUAUUCUUGGACUCAUUAUACUAUUAACAACUAUUCUACUCGUCAACUCGUACUGGGAAUAUGAGAAGUUGGACAACCGGAACAAUUACGAUCAAACAGUGUUGCGACCAAAUAUAAGCGAUAUUUCUAUAAUGGUAAUAAGUGCUAUUUCUCAACAAGGAAGCUCAACCGAACUCAAAGGUACCCUCGGACGCGUGGUAAUGUUCCUAUUAUUUUUCGCGUUUGUGUUCCUGUAUACCUCCUAUUCGGCAAAUAUCGUUGCCUUGUUGCAGUCCAACUCUAACAAGAUAAGGACUCUAUCUGACCUUCUGAACUCUCGACUUGAACUGGGCGUCGAGGAUACGACGUACAAUAGAUAUCAUUUCUCGAUUGCCAGUGACACAAUAAGGAAAGCCAUAUAUCAAACUAAAAUAGCGCCUCAAGGAUCGAAAGACAAUUUUAUGAGUUUAGAGGAAGGAGUUAAAAAGUUACAAACGAGGCCAUUCGCCUUCAAUAUGAACUUAGGAACUGGCUACAAGUUGGUUGAAAAAUAUUUUCACGAACACGAAAAGUGUGGUCUUCAAGAGAUUCAGUACAUUCAGGAAUCAAAAGCUUGGCAAACGUGCCGAAAAAAUUCGCCGUACAAAGAAAUUUUUAAAAUUGGUCUGAUCAGGAACCAAGAACAUGGUUUGAACGAUCGAGUUAAUCGGUUAGUAUACACGAAGAAACCUGCCUGCGCUUUCCGCGGUAGCAGCUUCGAUUCCGUCAACAUGAUCGAUUUUUACCCAGCAUUACUUCUACUGCUGUAUGGAAUGAUAUUAGCUAUUCUCUCUCUUCUUUUAGAAAUUUUUUAUCAUAAGCGAGUCAUGCGUAUUUCUAAAAAUUGUGCGUAAUUACGCAUUAUUGAAUUCAAUAAAAUAAUGCGAGGCAUGUUGCUAUUUUGUGUUAAUAGAUAAUUUUUUUAAUCAUUAAAAAAAAGAUUAUGUCU